This is a messenger RNA of Dermochelys coriacea (leatherback sea turtle), 1561 nucleotides long. RefSeq names its product junctional sarcoplasmic reticulum protein 1 (gene JSRP1). The coding region runs from base 201 to 1310 and encodes 369 amino acids. Lineage: Eukaryota; Metazoa; Chordata; Testudines; Dermochelyidae. The record is from RefSeq and is a predicted model, not a curated record. The transcript has 7 exons.
AGUGAAGUCAGACCCUCUUCUGUCUCCCAGGGCUGAAUAUUAAAGCUAUGGUGGCAUUAGCUUCCUGUGAUUGGUUGAUAUUUUGCUCUGGCAGAAAUCGGCACCUGUUGCUGUAUAUUACUCUGUAGAGACUGAGCCAGACAAGAGGCUGAAGGCAAGACGGCUGCAUUCAAGCCCUAGCAAGACUACCUGGAAGUGACAUGGCAACAGGCACCUGUGAGGUAUUGGAGAGAGACCUGGAGUGUCCUGAGGCCAUAGAAGAGCUGCCAGUGCUGGGAGAGAGCAUUCCAAGGCUGUCGAGGGAGGACGUGAGAAAAGAUGCUGAGGUGCCACAAAGCGAAGAGGAGGUAAACAACAGCUCACACGGGAUAGAGAAGGAGAGAAACAUGCUGCACGUUGUUGAGAAGGAUCUAGACGAGUUUGUGGAAAGCAUGAUUGACACCCCAGUCACAGAGAAGACAGUGACGAGGGUAGAAAAGGUAGAGGAGACAGCCAGCUCUGCUUCGCCACAAGUUCCCAAGACUCUUCCCACGAAAAGGAAGGCCGAGCCCCGCACCAUCGGCCCCAUGAAGGAGGAGAGCCCCUGGGAGGGGCUUACCCUCAACAAGUGCAUUCUGGUUGCCUCCUUUGUCACUCUGCUAAGCAUGGGCUUCCAGGUCUUCCAAGACAUCAUUGACGUAAACGACGAGGUUCCUGAAACACAGCCCAGAGUGUGGGCCCAGCCCAAGCGCAGCCUGCCCGAGGAUGGUGCCGGCGAGAAGGGAGAGCUGUGGUUUUUCAAGAGCUGGUUGAGCUGGUUGGAGCCGGAAGCAGCAGAAGAUCCGGAAGCUGAGGUGGAAGGAACGCAGCGAGACUCCCCAGCCAGGGCAGAGCCAAGAAGAGGCCAGAAGAAGCCGAGUGCACUGGAGAAGGAGGAAGAGAAGCCCAGAGAGAGCGUGGUAGCUCCGCUGGAGAGAGGCGGCAAGAAGGAGAUGCAGCCCAAGGACAGGCCCCCAGAGCGCCAGGCCAGCAAAAUGCACAGGGUGCCCCCAGCAGGCUCUGAAGAGGAAGAGGAGGAGGAGGAGGAGGAGGAAGAGGUGCAGCAGUGCAGCAACAAGAGAGUCCGUGGGGGUAGGGAGGGGAAGGAGGGCAAGCGGAGGGAGAGGAAGGGCCGCCACCCCAAGCCCGACUCCCCAGCCCAAGGGCCAGGCCGCAAGGAGCACAGGCACGAUGAAAGCUGGAAGCAGGACUCCAAGCAGCAACGAGACGAGCACAAGGGCCGGAAGCCAUGGGAGCAGCACAAGCUCAAGGAAGGCAAGAGGCACGACUGAGAACCUGCCCUCUCGUGUCUGAAUAUUCCUGAGCAAGGGGGUUGAACAACACUGAAUCUGGGGAGCACCCAAAUUCCCUGCCCCCCCCCAGGCUCCAGCCUGAAGGCAGUGCUUAAUCAGCCCAGCACCAGCCUGUCCUUUCAUCCCGGAGAGCCACGCUCACCUGUGAGAUUUGCUGGCGAUUAUUUUCCCCUCCAUAAACAUUGCUUGUUUGCCGAGUUUUCCCAGGAAUUAAACACACCUGCCAUUGA